UAUACAAGAGGUAGGAACUACUCGUAGCUGACUCAUACAUGUACUUACACGUAGUUACCAAUUUGACAAACAAAGCUAUUAUGCAAAAGCCAUUAUACAAUUGACUCUAGCCCUUUCACUUUUCACCUUUCACCUUUCACCUACAUCACUUAUACAAGUAUCCCAAUGAUAGACGUCCGGGUAUCUUAUAAUGAGUAAAUUUAAUCAAUCAAACGGUCAGAGGCAUUGUCUCCCUAAAUCAGCACCAGAAGCCUCACCCCACGUUCAUUUCGAUGUUACUGCAAACAUUAACAAAGAAAUACGGAAUGUCUUUUCAGGAGAACUCAUCCAUAGCGCUCAAAAUCGGAGUUUGAAACGCAACCGAGAGAUGUAUGAAGAGAAUGAUGGCAUAAAAAACUCACCUCACAGGUUAUCUCUACCAGCCGCACCAUCUUCUAGUCCCUUUCAGACACUAAGAGUCACCAAAUCUGGCGCCACAAAUGGCAACAUCUCUCUUCCUAAAAUAGAAGAUCCGCAAGAUCCUUACCACAUAAAGCAGGGCCAAUUUAUCGAUCCUCGGUAUCCACUAGGACAUACCACUAUCGAGCAGUUAACUCCUCACUCCACUCUAACACUAUUCAAACCUGGGGACCAGCAGAAUCAUAACGGCGUAGCGGGGUCGUCGAAAGAAUUGCAUAUAGUAAAAGGUUCUCUCCUAACUGAGAACUCGAGGGAUUUUCCUGUGGCGCUUCCGUAUACGCCCAAGUCAGUCGGUGCUUCCUGGAAUCCGAGCCAUGGCAAUCCAGUUGGUACAACAGUUGUUGCACGAUCCCCCAGCCUAAUACAUCUCACCACAGUAGGUAAUGCGCAUCCCUGCAAUGGCGCUGACAACGACAACGAAAUUCUAGGCAAAUCGUCUAAACCGGAUAAUCUGAAUGCUGACGCCAGCGGCGAUGUCCAAGACGAAUAUCCCCUUGACGGUGACUUGAUGGAGGAAGACAUGGCCUAUCUUCUCGGAACGGCCCUCGAUAACGUCCAAGAAGCGUAUAUACCCCCUUCUAGCGUUGCUCAGGCAUGGGAUCGUGACUCAAGGUCGGCAGUUGAAUAUGACUCGACUCUACAACACUCAUCCCCAAAUGAACUAAGCGCCUCGCACAUAGUAGACAUGGCCGAGGACCCUAACAUCAACCAGGAUGAUCUUCUCGAUGAAGAUGUCGAUUGGAAUAUCGUAUAUGCUAUGACGAGCACAAUUCUGAACGGCGCAUCGAGUACCAACCUCCAAGACACAGCUAACCCUUCGCUACAAGAUCAAACCACUCGCGCGGAGGAAAUUGUCGGGUGUGAUGCUCGCAUUGAGGACACGAUGCCCUUGAAGCCAUUCGUACGACCGCCCUUCCCUGAAAAGGUCCGCGAUCGUUCUGCCGUCUCGGAAUUAUCGCCGCGUACGGUACUGCGGACCUGUUUUCGAAUAGGGGAGUUGGUCAACCAGGCGAUACAUUGUCUAAACCAUCGGCAGGACGUAGUCUUCGAGCUGUUCGCGAGGGUAACGUAUUCAAGCCGCGAGAGUCUUCAAAGAAACCAACAUUUCCAGUUUAUUGACCUAUUUAAAGAUCAGCUUCCAUACCCCGCGGGCGUCCUCUCGAACUGGCGAGUAGGCACGCAGCUGGAUCGCCAAAGUGCGGCGUUCUUAGGUACGAGGGCGGAGCCCAAAUUAUGCCGUUGCGUAUGCAAGCCCAGGAGAGAUCCAAAGGUUGCAAUCGGCCUAACUCUUGUCGUUACUGCCAUCAGAGAGAUUGACUGGGCGGGUAUCAUAUUGGCCAAAAAUACAGUCUGCGGGGGAUCGGAUGAUGCAGCCCGAGAUACUGUCACACAAUAAAAACUACGAGAAUCAAUAGUGGGCUGAUGGAUGGACAUGUAGAGGAGUGUCAGUACCUGGGUUAAGUAUAUGUCGAUGAGCUUGCUACGACACAGGUGGAGAAGAGCUUUGGGGGAAUGUCGUAAAGGAGGCCAAUCGUCUAAUGCAUUUAACGAUAGCUUUUUCUCCUGUCUAUACACAGCAGAUGGGUGCAUAAUCGCUGGUGGUCAAAUCAAGUAGAAGAAAGUAAAUUGCUGGGUAACGUCCGGCAGCCAAUGGUUCCAACAUAUACAUGAAGAUAACAUGAUACUGUGCUAGGACUAGAACCCAGUGCUUAACAUGUUGGUAGAGUCUACCAAGUAAAUUUGAACCAAAGUUUGAGAGUGGAGUGAAAUAGACCUAGCGCUUUAAAUUAAGAUGGAGAGGAAGGGGUUUUGAUAUGGUACAUGAUAACAUAAUUGCUUUGAAGACUCGUAGAGGCGAUUUUAACGGAACGAAUAAGUUUUACCUAAUAGAAAUCGUGUACUCAGCAGGAGAGAGAGAUAAAGCGUUGCUUACCUAGGUACCUCGUUGAGGUGGAUGAAUAUGUUGAAUAUGCAAUGCUGCAUCAAAAUUUUUUCUUGGUAGAGGUGGUAAUAAAGAUAGUUACAGGUAGGUUGUUAGGAG
This is a messenger RNA of Daldinia vernicosa, 2500 nucleotides long. RefSeq lists its product as uncharacterized. The record is from RefSeq and is a predicted model, not a curated record. Bases 191 to 1855 code for a protein of 554 amino acids. NCBI's taxonomy places the organism in Eukaryota, Fungi, Ascomycota, Sordariomycetes, Xylariales, Hypoxylaceae. The transcript has a single exon.